Molecule: messenger RNA, 1788 nt
Organism: Vitis vinifera (wine grape)
Lineage: Eukaryota; Viridiplantae; Streptophyta; Magnoliopsida; Vitales; Vitaceae
Exons: 10
Coding region: 33-1484 (483 amino acids)
Biological process (GO): mitochondrial respiratory chain complex I assembly
Cellular component (GO): mitochondrion
Molecular function (GO): protein-arginine omega-N symmetric methyltransferase activity
Source: RefSeq, a predicted model, not a curated record
AGUCUGUCCACAGUUGCAAAGCAUUAACAAACAUGAUGAGAAAGUUACUACUCCAGGCCUCGGCUCUACGUCGCCUCUCCACUGCCCACUCCCUCCCAUCUCUUCUCACCUCUUCUUCUCGACGAUGUUCUUCUUCUUCUUCCAAGACGACGUCGCCUCAACCCCCCAUCACUUCUCUCGAACACUUGGACGACGGACCCAGUCAAGCCACUUCCAAAAUCUCCAUCGAUCGCUCCGCUCUGUACAACCCCCCAGAGCAUUCCCAUGAACACUCCUCGGAUUCCGAGCUCGUUAAGCACCUGAAAGGCAUUAUCAAGUUCCGCGGUGGGCCAAUCUCAGUAGCUGAGUACAUGGAAGAAGUUUUGACAAACCCAAAGGCUGGAUUCUAUAUUAACCGGGAUGUGUUUGGAACAGAAGGUGAUUUCAUCACCUCUCCUGAAGUGAGCCAGAUGUUUGGGGAGAUGAUUGGUGUUUGGGUUAUGUGUCUGUGGGAGCAAAUGGGUCAACCAAGUAAAGUGAACCUAGUUGAGUUGGGUCCUGGACGAGGAACUCUCAUGGCUGAUCUUCUUCGUGGUACAUCUAAGUUCAAAAACUUCAUAGAAUCAUUGCAAAUACAUAUGGUUGAAUGCAGUCCAACAUUACAGAAGCUUCAGCACAAGAACUUGAAAUGUGUGGAUGAAGACAGUCACAAUGGAAAUGUUGACAAAAGGACUAUUAGCAUGUUGACUGGAACUCCUGUCUCAUGGCAUGCUGCAUUGGAGCAGGUUCCAUCUGGAUUGCCAACAAUCAUUAUUGCCCAUGAGUUUUAUGAUGCUCUACCAGUUCAUCAAUUUCAGAGGGCUUCUCGUGGUUGGUGUGAGAAAAUGAUUGAUGUUGCUGAAGAUUCAUCGUUUCGUUUUGUUCUAUCUCCACAGUCUACACCUGCAAAACUCUAUUUGAUGGAACGUUGCAAGUGGGCUGGGGCUGAAGAAAUAGCAAAGCUUGAUCAGAUCGAGGUUUGCCCCAAGGCAAUAGAGUUAACUCAUACAAUUGCUAAGAGAAUAAGCUCUGAUGGAGGUGGGGCGCUUGUAAUUGAUUAUGGCCUGGAUGGAAUUGUCUCAGAUAGUCUUCAGGCAAUUCGGAAACAUAAGUUUGUCAACAUAUUGGAUAAUCCUGGGUCUGCUGAUCUCAGUGCAUAUGUUGAUUUUGCAUCCAUCAGGCAUUCUGCUGAAGAAGCUUCAGACGAUGUGAUUGUCCAUGGGCCCAUUACCCAGUCUCAGUUUCUUGGUUCUCUUGGGAUAAAUUUCCGAGUUGAAGCACUACUAAAGAAUUGCACAGAUGAACAGGCAGAAUCUCUGAGGACUGGAUAUUGGCGUUUGGUUGGUGAAGGUGAAGCCCCAUUCUGGGAGGGACCUGAUGAUCAGGUGCCCAUAGGGAUGGGGACUCGGUAUUUGGUAAUGGCUAUUGUGAACAAGAAACAAGGCAUUCCAGUUUCAUUUCAAUAGAGUAUGUGGAAUUCUCUCCGUACUUUGGGGCUAUGUACAUUUACUAAUUUAUUCUGCUGUGGAAUCAUGUUCCUGAGGAUUUUGCAGAACAAUGUCCAGUUUAUUUUGGAAUUUGGGCCUUCUUAUGGUUUCCAUUUCUGGCAAUUUUGGUAGCUCAGACUGAGCCAUGGCAAAAUUUACGAGUGUUUUGCGGUGAUAUGCACUCCUAUGCUUGGCUUAUCUUUUGUGUCAUGUUCAUUUUUCUCCAUCAAAAACAAAGAAUAUUUGAUUGGGCAACAUGUUAAUAAUAUUUGUUGUUUGGAUG